Molecule: messenger RNA, 12828 nt
Organism: Pelobates cultripes (western spadefoot toad)
Lineage: Eukaryota; Metazoa; Chordata; Amphibia; Anura; Pelobatidae
Source: the annotation of a GenBank genome assembly
AUGAUGACAAACACAAACCGGAAUCAGAUGACCGAGAGGAUCCUGGAUCUGACCCUGGAGGUCAACUACCUGCUGACUGGAGAGGUGAGGGAUUCUGGGAAUGUCACAGCAACUACACACUUUUAUCCUGUGCUUUAACAUGAAUUUUCUGAGACUUAUUAUGGAGAAAUCUGUGAAGUAGAUACUGGGUAUAUAUUUAAUAAACAUGUGAUUGAUAAAUCUAUAAUAGUAGCCAGGUAGACCCUGUGUGACUGUAGAAAUAUAACAUACAAGAUUGUGGGUCGUUAGCGGUGCUGGAUUGCCCUACUGAGAUUUGUGGAAUUUUUUUCUGUUGGUGUUAAAGUUUGGUAAUGUUAUAAAUGUGGGGAAUGUGAUGAUUAUAAGACCUGAUUAUAAACAGGUAGCCCUAGCAUAGCAUUUCUCAGUCCUGUGCACUAUACAGAACUUUAUGAUGGAGAAGGCCGGCAUCGCACACACAGACAGGGGUAGUAGUGACAGAGGUGGGUGGUAGAAGCACAUAAUAGCAGGAUUAAGGUGAUUCCCCUUCCAGGAAAAAGUGAAACAACUUUAUAAAUAACUCCAAGGUAACAAAGUGACGUUCUGUGUAACGACUGAAGUAUAGGCUUAUAGGAGAGAUAUUUUAAUACAUGUUACUUUAUGUGUAGGAUUACAUUGUUGUGAAGAGAUCUGACGAUCCUACAAUACAGAGAAGUCCCUGUCUGUUAAAAGGAUCUUGCAGGACCCAGAGCUCCAACAUGGUGUGUCCACCUCACUCACUGAUACAUGAGGGAAACAAUGAGCAGAACAUCCUGGAACUGACCAAUCAGAUCAUCCACCUGCUGACUGGAGAGGUGAGGCUGCUGGGAAUGGGACAUCAUAGAGUAAAACCAAGGGCUGUGUGUGGAUGGUGACUGGAUAAAGAUGUUGGGAUCUCACUGUCUGUUAUUUCUUGUAGGUUUGGAAGCAUUUAAAAGGUCACAAGGAAACUUACAAGGAAGUGAUCAUGGAGAGUCACCACCCCCUCAUCUCAUUGGGUGAGACAAAGUUUAAUCAGCAUUAUUGUUUGGUUAUAGAUCAGAUAUCAUUCACUUAUAUCAUCAAACACCCGGUACACAGUGUGAGAUCUCUAGUUAUUACGGUUAUUAUUUUGUAAGCUGCAGGAACAGAAUUAUUUUAUCAUCUUUUAUAUGGAUCACAGAGAUGAUGUUAUACAAGUCACAUGUGGUGGCCACUGAAUGUUUGCAAUUCCUCCCCUCCAGUUAGGAUGUUCUCUGAAGUCAUUGGGAAUUCUGAUUGAUUUAGCUACUAGUUCAGUCAUAGGGUAUUCUUCCUGGACAGUGCUGCACAUUUCAGGAAAGUUGAGGCCUACUGGACAAGAAGCCAUCCUGGUUUAUCCAGCCUCUGCAAGUUCUUAUGCAUUCUAGGUAGAAAUUCACUUUGCAAAUCAAUGAAGACUUGCCACGGCAAUAGAUAAGUAGUACAAUAAUAUUAAUGGAUUGCUUGAGGUUAAAAAAUGGAGAUCUUUUCAAAUUGAACAAUUCUAGUCUGAGAUUAUGACUUUAGAUCCCUAUGAUAAGAACUCUCCUUCUCAUCAUUUGCCCGGUGGCAUUUACGUAAGUACAUAGUCGUCUAGGUUGAAAAAAAAAUUACUAAAGUCCAAGUUCAACCCUGAAUCCCAUACUUUUAUGUUGUUGAUCCAAAAUAAGGCAACCCCCCCCACAAGUGUAGGGGGGGGAGGGGGGGAGCGUAAUGGCAAUCAGAAUUCUAUUUGGAUCAGCAAUUAUGUUCUUAAACUUUCUGUUUAUGCAAAAGAAGCAUUCUCUAUAGAAUCUGAUAACACCACCACUUCAGGCUGAGAAUUCCAUAACAAUUGUUUUCAAUCCCCCUUACUAGUUUUGUUAUGUAUGAAAGCACCUUUGUAGCUUAUCCAAUGGCAGACAUGCAUUACUAGUUUGUUAUUUAUAAUGGUUCCCAAGUCCUUUUCAUUUACCGUUAUCCCUAACUCAACCCUAUUUAAUGUAUAAGUGGCUUGGGGUUACUUAUUCCAAAAUGCAUAAAUAGAAAGGGUUUCUCCAACCCUUUUUUUCUUUUCUUUGAAUAGUGUACUAUUAACAUUAUUCUUUAACCUCCUUCCCUACACACAUACUAAAAGACACUCAAAAAAACAUGACUUUAAUGCAGCGCCAGGCUAAGCUAAUUAAUUUAGGGGGCUCAACCCAAAUACCCAGGACAAUAUACUAUGGAUAACUGUGCAGUAGUAACUUGAGGGCAAACUAAAGAUUUACACCAGGGGGGUCACUCAUAUCCUUAAAUUACAGAGCAAAUUGCCAGAAACAAAAGUUGGCUCACCCCUGUAUUUAAUGGCUGUGUGACAGGUAAAUAAAACUGUAAAAUAAUGCCAGUGAGUAGCAGUAUUUGAAGAGGGAGAUUUCCAGUCGAGGAAGUGCCAUGGGUGAGAGAAAUGAGGCUUCAAGAUGACCACCAUGAACCUCGCUGUCACGUGAGAUCCAAGAUGGACGCUGUAGUGGAGCUCCGAUACCACAAGGUAUCUCCACUGUGACGAAGUGCCCUUCGCCACUUGUGCCUGGAGAGGACUGCUUGCCCGCCUCUUGCCCUGUGACUAUGGCCCCUGGGAUGUAUUGCCCUUUAAAGACAUGAUUUGGGCAUAAUGGAUUUGUGUUGAAAGUACUGAACGGAUCUGGGUGAAUUUUGGAUAUGUGGUUCACCCAGAUCCCCCGGUUCCAAGGAUAUACUUUUUAUGUGGUUAUUGCAUGUUUUGGGGUCCCUGUGUGUUUUAUGAAACUGUAUAAUUUCUGGCCAGCAGAUAAUUGAGCUUUGUGUAUUGUAGAAACUCAAUUAUCUAGCCUGGCCCAGAGGAGGAGUUUUGUGUUGCAUAAAUUGUGAGUUCUGUGUGCCAGUAAAUUAGUCUUGUUCCAGCAUUAAGCCUUGGCUCAUGUUUGGGGGUUUGGAGAAAUACACUCUGGGGAUUGCUAUAAUCACUAUACUCCCCAGGGUAUGAUCACUAAGUUCUGCUAAGAGCUUGUUCCUGCUCUCUGGGGAAAGAGAGGUUCACCCACUGGAAGCUGGAUCCUGGCCUUGGGUACAGGGUGGGUGGAGACAGCAGAGACCCCAGCGCAGUUGCAUCGCUGGAAGUGGGGUCUGCAGUGCUGAUGGUGUCGGUUGGAGUGCUUGGAGUCCUCGGCAAGCGCUAGGAGCAUCGAUUGGCGGAGGUACUGAGUCGGAGAGCCAGCGUUCCGUCACAUCCACUAUUCUUUCUUCGAAGCUGAAAGAAGCACUGUAAUUUUCAGUAAUUUCCUCUAAUAAUAACCCUUUCCCCCCUAGCAACCAGACGACACAUAGUUCUGGGUGUCAACUGAUUUUAAUGGGCCAAACUCAGCCUUUUAUGCACAGACCCCAGAGGGGGGUCUCCUCCCAGGAAUCUCUGGGCCUGGGAGAAAAUUGAGUAAAAAAACGGUAAGCUAAUUAUCUCCCAGGAACAGAGAGCCCAACACAAAAUAUAAAAACAUAAAAGUACCCCAAAACAUAAUAAAAACCUAAACUAACCCCACAUAUCAUACAUCCCCAAAUAGCCCUGAUCUGAGCGCCCAGGUUGUCCAAAUAGCGCUCAGAUCCAUGCAGUGUAGGGGAAACACCAACGUGUAAAAGUUCUAAACUGCUACACACGUUGUCCUAUGCCCAAAAUAGUUCCAGGACGUUUGGUGCUUUUGACGGUCAGCUUUCAAGAGCUCCUGCGUCCGCAAUAUGGGGUCCUCCACCUGGCUGUUAGGUAGCGUUUGUUCCCUUUAGUCUCAGGAACCUUCCCUCCAAAAAGUGCUCUCCUGGCGGAAUUAAAAGUAGUUCAAAACCCCAGACCAAGUUGUCUGGAAACCGCAUGGUCACCUCAUGCUGAAAAUAGUUCCAUAAUAUUCGCAGCUAAGUCAUACUGAGGUGACCGGGAACCCACAAAGUCCUCAUGACAAAAUUAGUUCCAUAGCGGCCGCGGCUAAGUACCGCUGAGGACUGUUAAUGGGUUUGGUUCAUGCGAACGACCGCCAGGGAGCUAGCGUUCGGUUCCAUUUCAAUGAAGGGAAAGUGCCGCACCAGCGGCACCCAGGGAAAGCUGUUAAUGGUGGCUGGGCAGGGUAACUCUCAAACGCUGUCUCAGACCUGGAUCAUAGUCGGUGGGUAGGAGGCAAGCUUCCACACUCCUCCAGGAGUUUGUGGCAAACAUACGUGUUCACAUUGGAAAAAAUAGACAAAAAUGGUUUUACCUGUUCCGCUAGACAGCCUGGGCUGGUAGAAAAUAAUGUCAGAAUGGCAAUAACCAAUCGCGCGGACACAAAGCAGAAGUAAUGGAACACCAGGUGACAAGGCAGAAAAGAAAGUUUGUUUUUUUUUUAAAAAAAAGGUAGGGAAAAAUGGCUGAAAGGACAACCAGAGAGGUGUAGAAAGGCAAAGGGCUCAAAACAAAUAACACAACAGCAACUGGACACUGAAUACAAACAAAGUAUACAAUGUCUGGGCCCACCCGCGGUUUUCUCAUAAGGCGGUCUUUAUUGAAGGAGCCCAAAACAGACCGUGUUUCAGCACUAAAUAACAAGUGCGAGUAGUGCAUAUUUAUAUAAUCACAUCCAAAUAAAACCUUUGAAAAAAAAUCACGUCAAGUGCAAACAACUGGUGAUCCAAUUACAAAUACAAUUAGUGGAUUUAAAACACUUGUCUACCAUCCUAGUUAAACAUAGCUAUUGGAUACUCAAUUAAUCACUUACUAUUAUUGUGUGGUUUCACAUAAUCAGGAAUAAAGUUAAUUGUGAACUUUUAUCACUGUUUUAACUUCCUAUGAAGAAAUAAAUGCAUGUGUGUAACUGUGUGCAUGCGCAUCUCGUCUCCAAUACUCCUCUAUUAGAAAUAUUGUACUGGGUCAUUGAUGGAGAAGGCCAUGCCUCCUCGAUGACGAAGCGGAGAGAUGAGCAGCGCAGAGGGAGUUUAAUCACUGGAUAUAUUUAUUUUAUUACAUUUAUUGGAAAAAGGGGGAGACCUAUAUAUACACCAAAAAACAGGGGCACUUUAUCGUUAGGUUUGUAUACCUAAUGCUAUAGUGUUCCUUUUUAAAUAUCAUACUGCGGAUGACCUUCCUACAGGCACUUAGUGUUGUCAUUGAAGUGCAUAAACUAUAGCAGCAUGUUUAAUUAGGUAAGAGUUUCGAAGGUAACCUUGUGCGUUAUGUUGGCCACUGAUGGUGAAUUCUCGUGGCCUCAGGAAGCCGUAAAAGGCCAGGUAAAUGGCGGUUUCAGAGUUAGUGAGGUGUUUGAAAGGGGCUGAAUCUAGCAAAGUAGACAUAUUUUGGAUACCCUUAAGUAUAGUCAGAUUGGAUAGGAUGAAAGGAAACUGGCUUUGUAGGAAAGUAGAGAAACGUGAUGUUGGAUGCCAGUCAGCCGUAACUUGAUGGUAUAGUGAGAGAGCCUUAAUUGAAGGUGGAAAAAACAAGUAGCGAACACAACCAGAGACGUAAUAACCAACAUUAUGUAAUGAAGGCCCACUUACCUGUGACAAAAAUAGUAAUGGAAAGACUUGGUGACAGCAAUUGCUGGGAGACCACUAAGGGCACAACUUGAAAUACCUUGGAACCUGGAGGAGUAAUACUGUAUACACUGAAAUAGCGGAUUCUGACAGUCACGUGAGCCCUAUGAGGGCUAAGGAAAUAGAUGUAAACAUGUAAGUGACAACCAAUAUAUACCUUGCAAACAAUUGAUGUAACUCGAGCAACUUAGACUAAACCAGGUGGCAUGAAUAUAAAAAUACCAGCAUAUGACGUCAAACUUAAACUAAUAGCAUUAAGGCAUAUGGCAAAAUUCUAAUAAUGCAGAAACUCUGGAAAGUAAGUGAAUCGGGAACCUGUCGCGUAUAAGCCCCCGUUGCCUGAAAAUAAUGGGAUAGCCCAGAGACAGAUGAACGUAGAUAAGUGAUUAAUAUAUUUCUGAUGACUUAAAGGUAGGCAGACAAUGUAAUAGAGCAGCAGGAAAUGCUAGCAGAAUGCUUGGUUGUAUAGGGAGAGGUAUUAGCAGUAGAAAGAGGGAAGUGCUCAUGCCAUUGUACAAAACACUGGUGAGACCUCACUUGGAGUAUUGUACACAGUACUGGAGACCGUAUCUUCAGAAGGAUACUGAUACCUUAGAGAGGGUUCAGAGAAGGACUACUAAUCUGGUUCAUGGAUUGCGGGAUAAAACUUACCAGGAAAGGUUAAAGGAUCUUAACAUGUAUAGUUUGGAGGAAAGACGAGACGGGGGGAUAUGAUAGAAACAUUUAAAUAUAUAAAGGGAAUCAACACAGUAAAGGAGGAGACUAUAUUUAAAAGAAGAAAAACUACCACAACAAGAGGACAUAGUCUUAAAUUAGAGGACAAAGGUUUAAAAAUAAUAUCAGGAAGUAUUACUUUACUGAGAGGGUAGUGGAUGCAUGGAAUAGCCUUCCAGCUGAAGUGGUAGAGGUUAACACAGUAAAGGAGUUUAAGCAUACGUGGGAUAGGCAUAAGGCUAUCCUAACUAUAAGAUAAGACUAGGGACUAAUGAAAGUAUUUAGAAAAUUUGGGCAGACUAGAUGGGCCGAAUGGUUCUUAUCUGCCGUCACAUUUCUAUGUUUCUAUAGCGAGGGCCAAGUUGACAAACCAACUUAUAUAGGGGAAAUAAUAGAGUAGAAAGGGUUGAGAACCGGAAAAGUUAUGGCAACUUCUAUGAGUACGAGGUAGGGCCGGCUCAACUUAAAGAUGAUCUGUUUUAGUAUAAUAAUGAUGUUAAAAUAUGUCUGAUACGUGUGGCAUCGCAACUUAUCUAUAUCCUAAUUCACCUAUUAGUGUAAAAACUUUCAGACAGAAAGUCAAUAUCCUAUUGGAUAUCUGACAAAUGGGUCCAAGCUCUGAAAUGCAAAGGAUGCUCCGAAUUGAUAACCUGUAAAAUAAUAUGAUUUGAUAAGACAUAAUCUGCAUAAACAGAAACAAGUGAUUUAACUCCUAAAUGACAGUGAAUUGAGCAGUGAAACCUGAGUGGCAUGAUCUAUACACUAAUACUACGAGUAUGUUUUCCUGGCACUAUGGUGGUUCUUGAAAAGAAAUCAAGAUAAAACCACAUAUUGAAUAUUCCGAGUCAACAGAGGCAACAAUUAAGGAGAAUUUAUUAUAAAUAUUAUUUAUUUCUUUUCUCUUUCCCCUCCUCCUCUUUGAUACAAUCUUUGGUUAUCCAGAGUAAUAAAUGAGGAGAGAUAUUAAGGACAAAAGAGUUUCAGAUUGCUGAAGAUCCUAAAUUUUCCUCUUCCUUUUCUCCCUCUCCCCAAAAGGACUCUUAAUCCUGCGGUAGUCGCAGGAAAAAUCAGACAGGAUGGAUAGUGUGACUGACCGUCUGGCACCACGACCGGGUACCUCCGUCUAUUGCUGCUUUCUAGUACUUGUGAAUACCAUAAUCACUCCACUUGAACACCAUAACCACUGUAGACCCCACGAACCGCCGCAGCUUGGUUGGGGUCUCGCCGUCCUCCAUCCACCCUGGACCCAAGACCAGUAUCCAGUGGGUAGACCUCUCCUAGUUCAGAGAGCGUAGCAGGAACAGAGGACAAACUGCAGCACUUCUUGCCCUCAUUCGCCGUAGCUUGACUGGGGCCCUGGAACCACCACCUUCCUGGAUCCGAUGGGAAAAUUAGCUCUGACACCUCCAGGCACUGGACAACACUUAGUCCUGGGAACUCUGGAGCCGAAUAGGGAAUUUGCUCUAGUCCUUACAAGGACUUUCCCCGUUGAAUCUUCUGCAAGCUGCAACAGCAGACACAGAUGCAAAUCUUCUUUCCCUCCAAUAACUGGAUGACACACAGUUUUAGAGUGUAAGCAGGAAGCUCUAGUUUAAUGGGACACACUGGCCUUUUAUACAAUUUUCCAGGCCAGAGGUACACCCCCUGGACCUGAUAGGGCACAGGAACACAAAGGACAUAAACCAAUCAGAACAAACAUACAGUCUGUGACACGUGUACAGCACACAAUCCCUCCCCUCUGCUUAGGAGAUAAUUGAGUAAAGUCCUGUUAGGAAACUCAAUUAUCUCCGGGCAGAAAAACCAAAUUUUCACAAAGUUCAGAAAGUACCUCAAAAUCCAACAUAUCCCCAUAAGUCACAUCCCCUGAGAGCCCCGAUCUGGGUGAACAUCAUAUCCAAAAAUCACCCAGAUCGGUUCAGGAAUUUCCUGGAAGUCAUAGUUUUGACCGACCGCAAGCAUGGCCCCAUGCCCAAAACAGUUCCAGGGAAAUCAGUGCUAACAGUCGGUCAAGUUUGGUAGUCUUUUACAGGUUUCCCUGCAGGGCCCAUAGUCUGUGGGCAGGUUUACUAUGUAAACUAUGUAACAUAUAAAAAUUAUAUAGAACAUUAAUAAAAACAAAAACGACUUCAAUUGAAAUGGAUAAAUAAUUAGAUGCCUGGGUGACCACAGAUCCACGGAGUCAGGGAGAAUCUAGUGCAAGAAAAAAGUUUUAAAACAAUACUAAUAUAAUAAUAUAAAUAAGCAGUGUCAUUAAUCCAUUGAGGAUGAGGCUGAUAAUCAGUCAGCCUAGAAUCCAUAGGGGCAGGGUUCCCUCUGUGAUGUCCUCGCUUGACUGAUCCUAGUUUGAUUGUACUCCAAAUUUUAAUGGGUAUGACCCAACCCUUCUUGUGAAUUAAUACAACCCAUAGUAUUUGAACACUGUGAUUAAAAUAAAAAGGGUAAAAUAAGAACAAAACCAGUAGCUAUAAUUAUAAGAUAGACCUGUCCCUAUUGAUCUAUCUAAAACAAGUAUAAACUUUCUCUUCAACCACACCAUUGGGAAAUAGUGUUUAAUUUGUAUAUCCAAUACAUCUCUCCUACAUUUGAAGAUUUGUGUUCAAUCACACCCCCUCAGUGGGGCUUUGACAUGUUCAAUUCUCAGAAAUUGUAAUGGUGAUGUCCCAUUUCCUUAUAAAUGUCUGGCCACAGACCAUGUCAUAAGUUGAUUCCUAAUGGCACUUUUGUGCUCCCCUAUGCGUAAAAUCUAAAUUCUUGUGGUCUAUCCAACAUAUCCUUUGCCACAAGGUCUUUUUUUUUGUUUUUUUUAAUAUAAUACACCACGUAAUCUGAUUGGCAGUUUAUGUAGGAUUGUAACUCAAUCUUGUAACCCAAACUCAAAUGUCAAAAAGAAUUGGUCUUAGUAGCGUCAUUACAGUUAGCACACCUACCACAUUUAAACAUUCACUUGGGAGGGAGGGGCAUCAACGAGUCAACUUUCCUUUCAUCAUUGUUAGCUCUGGCUAGUAUGAGAUCAUUCCUGAGUCUUUUAGAUUUUUUUAAAAGCCAUUAUUGAAACCACUCCAAAUGUCUAGUGUAAAUCCGCAUCCCCACUUAGUAGGUGCCAGUGUCUCCUAAUUAUUCAUGUCAUUUGUUUAGGUUUGGUUGAAAAUGUGUGAACAAAAGGUAUACGUUUAGGUUGUUGUCUAAUCUCUUGUAAACCAUUACCCUGUGUUAGUGUGUAUGUGACCCUUUCCUUUGCAUUCUGUAGUACACUCCGGAAAAAAAUUCUCAUCAUUCCCUCCACCUGUUUGUUAAAGGUUUCAUCAUCAGAGAUAAUUCUUCUCAAUCGUAAUAUCUGCGAAUAUGACGGAUGUUUGAGUUUGGCGAAUGGAACGAUGAGAAAUGUAAAUACAUAUUUCUAUCUGUCUGCUUGGAGUAGAUGUCAAAUUUUAAAACCUAUGUCUCCUAUUAUCUUCUCAACAUCCAAGAAAUUAAUCUGCAUCGGAUCAUAUUCUAUUGUGAAUUUUAUGGUAGGGAAAAAAAAAAAAACUCUAAUAGUGUUUCCAUAGGUCCACUCCGUAGAAAGAAAAUGUCGGUGUUCGGGAAGUUGAGUGUCCUAUUUUAGUUCCAGACACUCGACGACCAAGUCCCGCUGCCUCCUUUCGCGCAAUGAAGAUGGCCGCCGUUUUCUCUCGCACGUGGCGUUCGGUUAUACAAACGGCGACCACCCACUGAGAGUGCUCAAUCGACAGAUCUCUUUGAAAAUAAUGAGCCAGGGGGCUGGUUGUGUUCGAUAGUUACAGCUACCGAACCAAUAAAACAUAAAAAGUCACGAAUGGCAAUAAAAGGCUCUUUUCUUCACACCUUCCUUCAUACUUUGAACUGGGGUUCUGCUUCAAAUUUAUCUUGAGCUGGAAUUCCCCUACUCUGACAGAGUACCUUUGCCAGGUUUGCUUUCUAGCUGCCGCAGGGAACCCUGGAACGUUUCAAUGCCUGUUUCUGAAGCUUGACUGAGGUCUCCUUAAAACUCUUCUACAUGACCAGACUGCAGCUCUCUUCCAGGCACGUAUUGUCCCCUCUGCCUCUUCAGUUCCACAAGCAGGUAUCAACAGCUCUGCUUAUAGUGAUUGCUCCUGACUUUACAAAGACACUUGCUGUCCUCAGGUCUAGUUCUCGUUUUGACUUGUCUCAGGCUACAGGGAUUGUGCAGCCAGCCAACAGGUCCGAAGACUGUUACUGGAAUGCCUAAAAAUUGACACUGGACAUUCCGUUUCUUUUGGAACGAAUAUACAAUAAUUUAUUUAGAACUAGGACUAGCCUUUAGGAACUAGUCCUUAAAAUAUAAACAUACAUAAAGUGAAGAACAAUCAACAAUAAUCAUUUCCCAAAUAUAUAACAAAAUUACAAUUUUCCAAAAUUAUGGGGGUAGAAAAGACAAUUUUUAAAAAAAAGUUUCCACCAACAGAGGACAAUGGAGGGCCUGAAAGAAUCACUUUUUAAACAAGGAUAUCCCAACUUAAAAACCCAAACCAGGGGGGUAGUAGUCCAGAUGGCCCUCAUUUAUCUGCCUCCCCAAAGCAGAACCCCAUUCCAGACCAGGGCCUGGUGGGAAGAAGGCUUACCUGUGGUGUCCUCUCCAAGUACCAAUGUAAUGGAGGAUUCCAUUGCAUAUCUAACCUGUGCCUCUACAUGAUCCAGGGCUAUGCUUAAGUCUAUCAGUUGAUAUAGUAAAACAAAGUGGAGGGCAAAACAUAGCAUCCCGUUACAGAAACAGGACCUGGGAUAACAAUGACAACUUUAUUAUUCCUUAACCAUUUAUGACGGAAUUAUUCCAUCAUGGAUGUCCUAUGUAUUCUGUCAUGGAUGAUCUAGAUCAUAUUUAAAUUGUAGGGCACCCCACCUGCAAUAAAAAUCGUUCUCAUUUUUCCAGUGUAGAAACGCCCUAUGCAGUACCCUUUUCUGUGUAUCCAGUCUUAGACUAUAAAGCAGCAGUUAAGUUGCACAUGUGUAAUGUCCUUAUUGCAUGUUAUUGUACCUGCUUUUCAUUCACAAUGCCAUUGUGGUGCAUUAUAUUGUCGCAGUUAAAUAACAUUAAUAAAACAAAACAGGAAGAGAGAUCACUGCUUUAGUAACCACCUGAGACAUCUAUAGCUAGCCUGGUAAGUCCACUGCAAUUAAGAAAAUGUUCUAAUUUUAAGUGUUUUCUUUCCACUAGAUGGUUCCAUAAACAGAAAUGAAAUCAGUGAAUUGUACACUUCAGCUUCUUCUCCGGAUUAUGUAACCAGAGAUAACGAAAUCACAAGUGAUAAAAAAAUAAACUGUGUGGCAGUCAGUACACCAAGCAGUAAAUCUGUGAGUCCUGAAACUACAGAAUCUGAGGAAGUAAAUCACAUAGACCUUAAUACACCCAUAGAACAUAUACAGACUGAAGAUCCAUCUACUCAUAUUAAGGAGGAAUCAGACUCGUGUGAGGAAGGAAAUCUCCCAGAAAAAGACAUUUAUACACCCACAGAAGAUGCACAGAUAGAAUAUCCAUCUACACUUAUCAAGGAGGAAUCAGUCUCAUUGGAAGAAACAAAUGUUGCUGAAGCUGCCAUUUAUACAAUCAAUAGAGAUAUACAAAUGGACUAUACAUCAAACUGUGAAUCUGCAUCAAAUGAAAAUCAAAUUCUCAUAAGCAAUAUUUAUACAGUCACAGACCAUACAGAGGCAGAAUAUCUACCUAACCUUAUUAAGGAAGAAUCUUCGUCAUGUGAAGCCAGCACUCUCACCAGCUCCGAGGUUUAUAAAGCCACAGGAGAUAAACAUAUAGACUAUACAUCAAAUAAUGAAUCGACCUCACAUAAACAAGGAAAUCUCAGAGAAUCUGACAUUUAUACACCCCGAGAAUAUACACAGACAGAGUAUGUAUCUACUCAUGUUAAAGUAGAAUCAGAAAUCUCAGAUGUAAAUCUCACCAUUUUAGACCUUCUUACCCCCACUCAUCAUACUGAAACACAAAACAAAGGCAAUAGUAACUUCUUUGAUGGUGCUAAGGUUUCAUCUACCAAUUCAGAGCUUGUUAAACCUAAGCGUGUCACCAGAGGCAAUACAUUGACCAGUACAGAUUACACUAGACAUGAGUGUUUUAAGCAGAAACCAAAUUUUAACACAUAUAAGAGAACUCCCAAAGAGAAUAGAAUUUAUUGUUCUGAAUGUGGGAAAUGUUUUGCUCACAAGUCAAAUCUUAAGAAACAUCAGAGGAUUCACACAGGAGAGAAACCAUUUUCUUGUUCUGAAUGCGAGAAAUGUUUUUCUUGCAAGUCAAAUCUUAAGACUCAUCAAAAGAGUCACACAGGAGAGAAACCAUUUUCUUGUUCUGAAUGCGAGAAAUGUUUUUCUCGCAAGUCAACUCUUAAGAAACAUCAGAUGAUUCACACAGGAGAGAAACCAUUUUCCUGUUGUGAAUGUGGGAAAUGCUUUUCUCAAAUGUCAAAUCUUCUGAGGCAUAUGAAGAUUCAUUCAGCAAAGUUAUACAAAACUAAAGUAAAAAAGAAAAUAUUACACAACUCUUAA